Messenger RNA from Camelina sativa (false flax), 1142 nucleotides. Lineage: Eukaryota; Viridiplantae; Streptophyta; Magnoliopsida; Brassicales; Brassicaceae. The record is from RefSeq and is a predicted model, not a curated record.
GAAAAAAGAAAAGCAAAGAAAGAUGAAGGGGAGGUUGAAGUUAUCGCUCAUAGCUAACAACUACCUGAGGAAACAAACAUUCAAGAAGAGGAAGGCAGGGAUAGUGAAGAAACUCCAUGAGUUCACGACUCUCUGCGGUGUGAAAGCCUGUGCGGUCAUCUGCAGCCCGUACGAGAAUCCGGUGGUGUGGCCGUCAGCGGAAGGCGUCCAAGAGGUGGUUUCGAAGGUUAUGGAGUUACCGGUGGAAAAUCAGUGCAAGUAUAUGUUUAAUCACGAGAGCUAUUUGCGUCGCGAAAUUAACAAAGCAGAAAAGAAAGUGGAAAAUCUGCGUAGUGACAACCGAGAGACUCAGCUUAGACAACUUAUGUUUGAUUGUCUCGAAGGCAAGAUGAAUCAGCACCCGUAUGCUGCAACGGACCUUCAAGAUCUGAGGUCUUUUAUUGGUGGCUAUAUCAAGAAGCUUGAUUCCAGGAUGAAUGCCCUUACAUUAGAAAAUGGUGAGUCCUCUUCCUCCACUCUGCUUGUUCCUACUUCAGUUGCUGGUGCAGAUUCUCCUGCUGUUGAGGUUACUGGUCAUCCUGUUACUGCGGAUGCAUCUAUGGUAACUGCUCCUAAUGGAUUUUAUGGUUAUUUUCCCGAUAACGGUAUGACUAUGAAUCCGAAUCCGAGUCAGCAUGAAUCGUUGGUUCAACACCAUGUUCCUGUUGGCUCGGUUCAACACCAUGUUCCUGUUGACUCGGUUCAACACCAUGUUCCUUUUGGGUCGGUUCAACACCAUGUUCCUGUUGACUCGGUUCAAUACCAUACUCCCAUGAAUUUUGAUGAUCAGACUCAACAUGGAAUCUAUGAUAUGAAUUUGCACCAGGAUAUGAGUUUGGAUCCAAAUCAGUAUGCGUAUCAACAGGGAUCAUUUAUGAAUCUUUUGAUGGGACAUCCUCAACAAAUGGGUUAUGAUGAAGAGCAUGCUCACAUCCCACCUCUUAUGAACGGCAACUAUCACCAGCUACCAACCAUGGAUUUUGCUGCAACUGGUCACAUGCCUUCCAUCAACACCAACACCAACACCAUUGCGGGUGUUUAUGCUCCUUAUGACAUCAAUAGUCUUUAGUCAGAAGAUGUGGAUUUCUAAGUGAAGUGUCAAU